GAAUAAGAUGCGCGAGCAUCUCGCUAUUGAAAAAAAAUCUCUUGUGUGCUGUUGCCAGCUGAAGUAAUUGUCGUUGAUUUUCUGUUAGAUUUACAAGUUAUCUUCACAAAUGUGUGUCUGUUAUCUGUAUUCAUGUAUGCAAUUAGGAUAGGCAGUGAUGAAGUUUUACAAAUAAUUAAUAGUAAAUGUUAACAAACGACAAGUUAGAUCGCAAUAUCAAUCCAGUGUACGAAGAUAUCUAUAUUAUCGAAUGCCACAACAUUUUUUGCUACAUAUCUCGUUCAGUUAACUUAAACAGUAAUGGCUACAGCUUCAUUUGUAGAAAAUGAUACAAUGCUCAAUAAUGAUGAACUCUGGAGGGAGUGUGCUGCUUGGCUUACGAGAUGGGAAAUACUCAGACCCGACCACAAAGCCAACUGGCCCUCUGCUUCCAUUGUAGAUCUGGCUAAUAUACUAAGAGAUGGAGUAUUGCUUUGUAAGUUGCUCAAUAAAAUUGAUCCUGGAUGUAUUGAUAUGAAAGAUGUUAACUUAAAACCUACUCUUGCCCAAUUUUUAUGUUUAAGAAAUAUAAAUUUGUUCCUAAGAAUAUGUGAGAAACAUUUCGGCUUAAAACAGGCUGAUUUGUUUGAAGAUACAAUGUUAUUUGAUUUGACAAAUUUUCAUAAAGUCUUAUGUACCUUAUCGAAGCUCUCUUUAUGUUCAAGAACCUUGAGAUCCAGAAUACCAGGUUUUGCUGCCCAAAAAUUGAAACGAGAAGAAGAAGUGAUUUUUCAAAGUCUCAAAAAUGUAGAGAUGCCAGUCAGAUCAAGGAACCUAGCCGAUCACCAUUGCGCUUUUAAUGUAGCUAGUGAGGAAAUAUAUCAAGAUUUAUGUCUUGACAAAACAACUGCUGAGCAACCCCAACCGACUGAAAAAAGGGAUUUCGUGAUAAAAGAAUUGUUAGAUACUGAAAAAAAUUACGUAGAUGUUUUAGAAAAGUUAAGAAAAAAUUUUAUGUUACCAUUGACGAAUCAGAUGUCGCCCGAACAUCACAUGACUGUAUUUUUUAAGAUAAAGGAAUUGAAAGAUGUACAUUCAGAAUUUUUGGACGAAUUAUUAAAAAUUCGAACGCAUCCAAAUGUAAAAAUAAGUAAUAUUUUUAUGAGGUUCAGAGAGAAAUUUCUAGUUUACGGAAUGUAUUGUGCCAAUCUAACGAAAGCCACAUCAAUAUUACAAGAACUCUGCGAAACUCAAGAAGUUUAUAAUCAAAUUAUAAUUAAAUACGAAAAAGAGGAUAAUAAUGGUAAAUUCAAAUUAAGAGAUGUCCUUUCCGUACCAAUGCAAAGGAUAUUGAAAUAUCAUCUCUUACUCGAAAAAUUAAUAGAACAUACAAGUGAGACACACGAAGAGUACAACGAUCUGAAACGAGCUAAGGAAGCAAUGCUAGAUGUAGCCGGUUAUAUCAACGAAGUAGCUAGAGAUAGCGAACAUUUAGAUGUGAUAAAUAAUUUACAAGACACCAUAACCGAAUGGAAUCUCAUGCCGAGUCAAAAAUUAACAGAUUACGGUAGAUUAGUUAAGGACGCGAGUCUCAGAAUUAAGGCACACGACGAUCAGAAAAAUAGGAAUAGAUACGUUUUUAUUUUCGAUAAAUGCAUUUUGAUCUGUAAGCAAUUGAAGGGUAACCAAUUUGCUUUUCGUGAUUUGAUAAAUAUAGCCGAUUAUCGAGUCGACGAAAUACACAACAGGCCGAUUUUAAAUAAAGAAGCGAGAUCGUUUUUUCAAUUUUGUUUGGUCAAAAACGAUAAUCAAAACGCGUAUACGGUUUCUCUGAGAACCGCCGAGCUCAAACAACAAAUUAUAAAAGCCAUAAACGAUUGCAUAAAUAAUUUGAGACCCAAAUCACUGAAACAUACCAACCACAAUUUCGAGCUACACACAUUCCCCCAACCGACUCAAUGUGUAUUCUGCUCCAAAUUUCUCAAAGGUCUCAUUUCCCAAGGUUAUAAAUGUUCGACUUGUGGUAUAAGCGUCCAUAAAGAUUGUAUACAAAAAUCGGGAAAAUGUUUCCAAACGUUACAUUUCAAUAAUUCCACAACAUCGAACGGUUUAAAUGAUCCGUUAAGUGAUAAACUUUGGUUUGUCGGAGAAAUGGAUAGGAAUAAAGCUAGUAUGAAAUUGGAGAGGAGGGAAAAUGGAACGUUUAUGGUUAGAUUGAGGCCUCAAAGCGGUCAAAAUGACAUUUAUGCUCUCACGUUAAAGACUGAUACGGUAAAACAUAUGAAAAUAUGUUGCGUAAAUGAAUUUAAUAGGGAUUCCAAAAAGUAUUACUUAUCUCAAUCGAAAUUUUUCAACAGUAUUGAAGAACUAGUGCUCAAUUAUCAAAAUUACGGUCUCAAUGAAAAUUUUAAAGGAUUAGCAGAAGAUACACGAUUACUAUGGCCCUUUCGACAAUUAAGAGCUAUAGUUAUUCGUAAUUAUGAUGCUAAAGAUCAAUAUCAGAUUAGUGUUAGGGGAGAUGAAGUCGUUACCAUAAUUGGGAAGGAAGGUUAUAAAGAAGGUUUUUGGAAAGUGAGAACUAUAAAUAGUGAGGUAUGUAACUUAUACAUUAUUCUAUCAUGUCUUGUGAUUGAUUGUAUUCACCACUUUAAAACAUUUCUAUAUGUUGUUUACGUUUAAUCAAAACUAAUUAUAGAAAUAUUUUGAUAAAUAUAUGUGUGUUACGGUAAGUGUGCUCAAUAAUAGAAUUGUAGAAAUAGCGGAGAUAAUCAGAGCAGCAGUAUAAUUAUACCAGUCACUACAAUGUGGAACCGAAACGGAUUUUCGAAUAAUGGAGAGGAAGAUAUUGGGGUCUGUGAAGAUCUAAGGAUACCCAAGAAGGUUAAUGAACCACGAGAUCAAAAAAGAAGUGGAAGAAGGCGAUAUAGAAACAGUUAUAAAGAUCCAAAAGCUCUGAUUCGUUAAGUAACAGACUAGAAGCCAAGAAGUCAAUCCAAAACACGUUGACAACAAGUAAUAUUGCAGAGGUGACAGUGAAGAACUGGAUACAAGUCGUGGAGGAUAAUGAGGAGCUGUAACAGGUUGUAGGGGAACCCCGUCUGGGGGCUAUGUGGCGGUUUACCUCUUCUGACUUUAGAAUAUUCGAUUGUAUAGAUUUAUUGGAUAGCCUCACACUCACUCACCAAGAGGUGGUCGGCGUUUUUCCUUGGUCCUUUGCAGAAACUAUAAGAGCUGUCGGAAGUUUCUUUGAUGUUCUCCAAAUGGUAGUUCAUCAGACAGUGUCGACCGAGUAUACCAAUAACUGUCCAUAGAUCAUAUUUGCUUAAUAAAAGUACCUUUUGGAACCAGUUGGUAGAAUGAGAAAGAAAUAUCUUCGAUUGUUUUAGACACUAAUAUUUUAUAUCUGAAA
Diorhabda sublineata is the source of this 3388-nucleotide messenger RNA. RefSeq names its product protein vav-like. Gene Ontology annotation, molecular function: protein binding; guanyl-nucleotide exchange factor activity. Lineage: Eukaryota; Metazoa; Arthropoda; Insecta; Coleoptera; Chrysomelidae. The record is from RefSeq and is a predicted model, not a curated record. Gene Ontology annotation, biological process: cell migration; regulation of GTPase activity. Gene Ontology annotation, cellular component: cytoplasm. The transcript is spliced from 13 exons. Bases 301 to 2658 code for a protein of 785 amino acids.